AGCCACCACCGAGCCGUGCGCGAUACAGUAGUGUCACCCAUGACGUCAGUAAAAAUAAAGAAGCAGAUUGACCUGACCGGUGGGGGUGUAUUAUUGUAUUGUCUCUCACACAACGAUUCCGACAAAAUUCCAUGAUAAUUUUUUUCAAAAAUUGCCCAUUGGGCGCUCAAGCUGAAGUAGUCAGAUAAAGUACAUUCUUUGAAGCAAUUCUGGCCUCUUCAUCCGAUUCAGAGAACGGUGGUUUGUCUCCGCCACCGCCGAAAAAACAACGCCUGUCUGCUACUGCUGCAGUCAUGCAAACCAAUGGUUCGGCCCCGAGCUUUGAAAAUGGAGACACUGCUGCUCCGUUGAUGGUUAGCCUUAAUGGAGCUGCAAGCUCGGCCAGCAGUAAUGGAUCCGUUGCCUUCGUACCUGAAGAUGCUCCCCGAAAUCCAACUACGAUUAAUCUUAGCCAAGGUGAUAAAGACAUUAUUCGUCUAAUUGGGCAACACCUAAAAGAUCUAGGACUUCACUUAUCUGUAGAACACUUGAUGAAGGAAUCUGGAUGUACGUUAGAACACCCAGCUGCUGCUAAAUUCCGUACUCAUGUGAUGGAAGGAAAGUGGAAGAGUGCAGAGGAAGACUUGCAAGAAAUCCGCCUUCUGAUAACCAGUCAACAAGAACUGUUGAAAAUGCAGUUUUUACUCCUAGAACAGAAGUACUUAGAAUACCUUGAAGAUGGUGAGCUUAAUGAAGCUCUGCAUUGUCUACGCCAUGAAUUAACUCCGCUUAAGUAUAAUUCUGAACGUGUCCAUUCACUAAGUAGUUUCCUAAUGUACACAAACAAAGAAGAAUUGCAUAAGCAAGCUAACUGGGAAGGCAAAGGGCUGGCAUCAAGAACAAAACUUAUGGAACAGCUUCAAGUGUUUUUCCCGCCAUCUGUAAUGCUACCACCAAGACGAAUGCACAACCUAUUAAAACAAGCACUGGAGUACCAGCAGCAGAGGUGUCCUUAUCACAACACUAAGAUACCUGAUAACAUAGAAUCUGUUUCAUUACUCACAGAUCAUAGCUGCAGUAGGUUGUCUUUUCCUUGCAAGACGAAACAGAUUUUAACAGAUCACUGUGAUGAGGUGCUGUAUAGUUGUUUCUCUCCAAAUGGCUGCAAAUUGGCCACUGGUUCUAAAGAUGGCACUCUGAUCAUUUGGGAUGUUAUAAAGGAAACUCAUAAACUGAAGUUGGCUCACUCAUUAGAUGGUAAUUCAAGUGGUGUGUUUUUUAUGUCUUGGAGUCCAGAUAGUAAAUAUAUCAUUGCAUGCGGCCCAGAUGACUGUGCUGAUUUAUGGAUAUGGAAUGCAGAGACUGGUACUUUAAAAAAUAAAAUAAAUCACUCACCAGAAGACAGUCUUACCUGUGCCGCUUGGAAUGUAGAUGGCAAACGAUUUGUUACUGGUGGAAUCAAGGGACAGUUUUAUAGAUGUCAUAUUGAUGGCGGUAUCAUUCACUCUUGGGAAGGUGUGAGGGUUCACACGAUAUGUACCAAGUCUGAUGGAAAGACAGUUCUUGCAUCAGACACCCACAAAAGAAUCAGAGCUUACAUCUUUGAAGAGGUCACUGACUAUAAUGUAAUCCAAGAAGAUCAUCCAAUUAUGUCUUUUGUUUUGAGUUCUAAUGAACGAUAUGCACUCCUAAAUGUUGCCAACCAAGGGGUACAUAUGUGGGAUAUCAAGGACAAAAUUUUGGUACGGAAGUUUCAGGGAAUCACACAAGGUUUCUACGCAAUCCAUGCAUGCUUCGGUGGUGUUGGAGAAAAUUUUGUAGCCAGUGGAAGUGAAGAUAAUAAUGUUUAUAUAUGGCAUGUAAAACGUGAACGGCCAUUAGUUGUAUUACCAGGUCACACACGAACAGUCAACUGUGCAUCCUGGAACCCUAAGAUACCUAGUAUGCUGGUCACCGUUUCUGAUGACUUCACUGUCCGUGUAUGGGGUCCAGAUAGCAGUGAAGAUAAUGUAUGCAGCACAGCAGUGUGAUGUAGGCUCCAAUUCUCAGAAUUAGAAGAUAGAAUGAAGGGAACCAUAAUGUACAGUACCAUGGCAUGCAACAUCAGGUGUAUAAAGCUCUGUCCAGACUAUAAAAUUUUGUUUGACAAAAACAUGUGAAUAUA
This is a messenger RNA of Anneissia japonica, 2143 nucleotides long. Its product is annotated as WD repeat-containing protein 26-like. The coding region runs from base 294 to 2009 and encodes 571 amino acids. Gene Ontology annotation, biological process: proteasome-mediated ubiquitin-dependent protein catabolic process. Gene Ontology annotation, cellular component: GID complex. Gene Ontology annotation, molecular function: protein binding. The transcript has 12 exons. The record is from RefSeq and is a predicted model, not a curated record. Lineage: Eukaryota; Metazoa; Echinodermata; Crinoidea; Comatulida; Comatulidae.